AUGGGCAGCGUCAAGCGCAUAACCAAGGAGCUGGCAGAGCUCACCCAAUCUCCACCAGAGGGAAUCACAGUCGAGCUAGCCGAAGAAGGCGACGUAUACAACUGGAAAAUCCACAUGGAAGGACCCGAAGGAUCACCAUACCACAAAGGAAACUUCCUCGUCAAGCUCUCCCUCCCCACAGAAUACCCCUUCAAGCCACCGACAGUCUCCUUCGUGACGAAAAUUUACCACCCGAACGUUACAAACGACGAUAAAGGAAGCAUGUGUCUGGGCAUGCUACGGGCAGACGAGUGGAAACCCAGUUCCAAGAUCGCGGCCGUCCUACAAUUUGCUCGCCAGCUGCUUUCGGAGCCGAUGCCUGAUGAUGCGGUCGAAGGCCGUAUUGCUGAACAAUAUAAGAAUGACCGUCCGCGGUAUGAGGAGGUGGCGAGAGAGUGGACGCGGAAGCAUGCUUGA
This is a messenger RNA of Penicillium salamii, 456 nucleotides long. NCBI's taxonomy places the organism in Eukaryota, Fungi, Ascomycota, Eurotiomycetes, Eurotiales, Aspergillaceae. The record is from the annotation of a GenBank genome assembly.